CUCAGUCCAGAUGGCAACUUCACAAUCACCGCUCCACCCAAGACAGACAUCUGGCGUCGAAGCAACGAAGACGAUGUCUUCAACGCACCCACAAUCUAUCAAAAACUCAAAGCUUCAGAUUUCAAAUCUAUACAAGUCACGGUCUUUGCACCUUGGAAAACACAAUACGAUCAAGGCGGUCUGAUUUUGGCAUUUGAACCUCAACCUGCAUCGAAAGUUCCGUUAGAGAGCCCAAAUGAUGUUGACCCCCGAAAAUGGAUCAAAGCAGGAAUCGAAUACUUCUCCCUACAAUCCGUGAUCGGAGUUGUGGGGACAGAUCGCUUCAGUGACUGGAGUUUGAGUCCCAUGUCUCAAGAACAUCACCAGAAAGCUACGUUCAAGAUGGUCAGAGAUGAGACUACGUUGUGGGUUUACGCUGCGCAGGAGGGUAGUGAGAAACUUUUGCCUAUGAGGGAGGUCAAGUGGGCGUUUAUGGAGGGUAGGAAGGAGAGUGAGAUCUGGGUUGGUGUUUAUGCUGCUAAGCCCAAAGCCGAUGAGGGGGAGGAUGAGGAGAAGGGUAUUGAGGUUAGUUUUUCGGGGCUAGAGGUUGAG
Molecule: messenger RNA, 591 nt
Organism: Pseudocercospora fijiensis CIRAD86
Lineage: Eukaryota; Fungi; Ascomycota; Dothideomycetes; Mycosphaerellales; Mycosphaerellaceae
Exons: 2
Source: RefSeq, a predicted model, not a curated record